UGGCGCCAGAAAUCAAGGGUUUUGGUUGGGGAGGGUUGUGUGUUACUACGCGCCAUAUAUUACCUAGGAAUGUUAUUCAUUCGUUUCAGUUUUGAUACAAUUAAGUAGUCCCAUAUUUAUGCUUUAGUAUUAAAAAAAAAAUCGGUCUAAAGUUAGGAUGGUGAUGCUACGCAGCAGCGGCGUGGGCGCGGAACCAGCAACUCGGAAGAGGAACCGGGUUGACUUGGAUACGAGCUCCGAGUUUCUGUCGCUGGAGAGCGCAUCGCAGACAAAGUCGAGUCGGCUGAAGAGGGGCCUGGAUGACAGCUCCAGUAACACUGAAAACACGCGAAAUGGCCACUCGAUGGUGAAGGAGGAGGAUAGUCCUCCGAGACGAGGAUCCCUGAGGACCAGGGGACAGACCGUCAAACACGAGGUGUCCUUGGCUAAAAUAAAUGGCCAAACCAAGUCCCCUGAGAAAGAGGAGGAAACUGGCGAACACAGCACAAGGAAAUCCCCAAGACUGCAGGGCGAUGGAAAAGCCUCCGCAUCAUCCAGGGAUAAGCAAUCUGAAGCUGAUGCUACUGAUGAAGUUGAGGAAGAAGAGGCCUCUACUCUGAAGACUCAGUUUGUUCUGCGUCCCAGGGAGGAGGACAGCUCUGUGAGACGCAGCUCCAGGAUCACCAGAUACAAGCGUAACUCCAGGAACCAGUCUGUCCUCUAUAACCGUCUCAUCACCAACACAGCUGAGGCCGUGCUGCAGAAGAUGGAUGAUAUGCAAAAAAUGCGUCGCCGGCUAAGAAGCAGGGAUACUACAGAGGAGGACCUUGUAAUCUACGCUGGGGCCAAGAGGAAAAGGACUUCUGAAAGAACCGAGGAAGGAAGUGAAGACCCUCAGGAGAAUAAAAAUGGAGUGACCUCCAGUGAAGAGGAGAAUGAUGAGGAAGAGGGAGGCAAAAAUAAUCAGGCAGAUGACGAAGACGACGACGAUGAUGACGACCGUAAUGAAGAUGAUGAUGAUGAGGAGGAUGAGGACGAUGAUGAUGACCAUGAUGAAGAUGACAACCAGAAACGUUAUGACUUCAGGCAGAGGAAAGCUGCCGUUCGAUACCAGGCACCACGGGAGGAGCCCAAGACAAAGGCCAUCUUCUUCAAGACUUCAAGACACUUGUCCCCAUCCAGGCGGAGGUAUGGGUUCAGCUCUACUGGUCCGAGAAGCCCUUACAACAUAAGGAGAGGCAACAGGAGUGUGUCUGAUAGAAGAAGACAUGCCAUCCACAGUAGUGACUCCACCUCCUCGUCCUCCUCCUCUUCCUCCUCCUCCUCUGACGAUGAUAAGUUCCAGAGGAGGAGGAGGAAGAGCAGGAACAGAUCGGUGAAUAGAUGUCUUCCCAUGAAUCUGCUGAAGGAGGAUGUCCUGGGAAUUCACAAGGACAGGAUGAAGAUUGGAGCCAGUCUAGCUGACGUUGACCCCAUGCAGAUAGACCAGACAGUGCGUUUUGACAGCAUUGGGGGACUGACCAGACACAUCUCUGCCUUGAAAGAGAUGGUGGUCUUCCCUCUGCUUUACCCAGAGGUGUUUGAGAGGUUCAAGAUCCAACCACCAAGGGGCUGUUUGUUCUACGGACCUCCUGGAACAGGGAAGACUCUAGUGGCCAGGGCGUUGGCUAACGAGUGCAGUCAGGGAGAGAGGAAGGUCUCUUUCUUCAUGAGAAAGGGAGCAGACUGCCUCAGCAAGUGGGUGGGAGAGUCCGAACGGCAGCUACGUCUUCUCUUCGACCAGGCAUAUCAGAUGCGGCCAUCGAUUAUAUUCUUUGAUGAGGUUGAUGGGUUGGCUCCCGUCCGCUCAAGCAGACAGGACCAGAUACACAGCUCCAUCGUGUCCACUCUCCUUGCCCUGAUGGAUGGGUUAGACAGCAGAGGAGAGGUCGUGGUGAUCGGAGCGACUAACCGUCUGGAUUCUAUAGACCCAGCUCUCAGGCGACCUGGGCGCUUCGACCGAGAGUUCCUCUUUGGCCUGCCUGACAGAGAGGCUCGGAAGGAUAUUCUGCAGAUCCACACCAGACAGUGGACUCCCCAGCCGUCAGCCUCGUUCCUGGAAGAACUGGCAGACAAGUGUGUUGGUUACUGCGGUGCUGACAUGAAGGCGGUGUGUGCUGAGGCGGCUCUGUGUGCCCUGAGGAGACGCUACCCUCAGAUCUACUCCUCGUCCCAGAAGCUGGUUUUAGAUGUGGCCUCUAUCUCCAUCGGCAGCAGGGACUUCCUGUCAGCCAUGAGGAAGACAGUCCCAGCCUCCCAGAGAGCUGUGUCGUCCCCGGCCAAGGCUCUGACUCCUGUGGUCCAGCCACUGCUUGGUGCAGCCUUACAGACUGUACUGGGUGCAGUUAGCAGGCUGUUCCCACAUGCAGAACAGGGGCUCAAGAGAGAUAAGCGAGACAACGGUGUCCUCCCAGCUGGUGUUUUCGAUGCUGAUCCCCUGCACAGUGAAGAUGAGGACUCCUCUGUCUGCAUCACCGGUCUCUCUCACAAGGCCAAGGCAGCUGGGGGCUUCCUGCAUUUCAGCAGGAGCGUGCUGAACCAGCCCACAUCGUACCGUCCCAGGCUACUGCUGGCGGGGCGUCCUGGGUCAGGUCAGAGCAGUCACCUGGCCCCUGCUGUGCUCCAUGCCCUGGAGAAGUUCACAGUUUACACCCUGGACAUGGCCGUGCUGUUCGGAGUCAGCACCACCUCUCCUGAGGAGGCCUGUGCUCAGAUGUUCUGUGAGGCCAAGAGGACGUCCCCCAGUAUCCUUUAUAUCCCUCACAUCCAGCGGUGGUGGGACACGGUGGGGUCUGCUCUCAGAGCUACCUUCCUCAGCUUGUUACAGGACAUCCCCUCAUUCUCACCCAUCCUGCUGCUGGCCACCUGUAAUGUCCCCCACAGCAGCCUCUUCCCUGAGGUCCAGGACCUGUUCUGUGCUGAGUAUGGAGAGGUGCUCCAGGUUCAGGUCCCAACCCCACAUGAGAGAAGGAACUUCUUUGACGAUCUCAUCCUAAACCAGGCUGCCAAAGCUCCUGCAUCCCAGAAGAAAGCAGUGCUUGCAGCCCUGGAGGUGCUUCCUGUUGCUCCCCCUCUUCCCCCAAGGAUGCUGACAGAAAAGGAGCAGCAGCGAUUGGAGGAGCAGGAAGAAGACACUCUCAGGGAGCUCCGCCUCUUCCUGCGUGAUGUCACCAACCGCCUCUCUCAGGACAAACGCUUCAAGGCCUUCACCAAGCCUGUUGACCUGGAGGAGGUACCUGACUAUGCUACAGUUAUAGAGCAGCCCAUGGACCUGUCCACUGUCCUCUCCAACAUCGACACUCACAAGUACGUGACUGUGAAGGAGUUUGUCCACGACGUGGAUCUCAUCUGGAAGAACUGUUUGGAAUACAACCCUGACAAAGAUCCUUCAGAUCGUCAGAUCCGCCACAGAGCCUGUGCUCUGAAGGACACUGUUCAGGCCAUCGUCAAAGACGAACUGGAUGAAGACUUUGAGAAGAUCUGCGAGGAUAUCAAGGAGUCCCGCAGCACAAGAGGUUGCUCCACUUCAAGGUUCGCUCCAUCCUACUAUCACGUUCAUCCCAAGACCAGAGCAGUGGAUGCCAAGAGCACUGAUGCAGCAGGCCCCUCUAAGGAGUCUACCGCUUCUGCUCCCUCAGCUGUGACCACGCCACGCCCUUCAGCAGCUCAGAAGAAGAAGCGCAGGAAGAGCCGCUGGUGCAACGGCAUCAUCAGGAAAAGGUCCUCUCCUCACACUUCUAAAGACCACUCUGCUGUGGUGGAGUCUGACGACGAGGAGAGGAGAGGGGCAGAGAGUGAGGAGGAGGAGGGGGGUGAUGCUGCAGCAGAGUCAGGCCUGGAGGAGCUGGAGAUCACUGGGGCUGAGGAGACCCCAAUGGAGCAGGAGGAACCAGCCCAACAGGAGAACCAGGACAGUCAGCCCAUGGAGAAAGACACUAAGGACAGCCAGACCACGGAGGAGGCUAGCCAGGCUACAACGGAGGCUACCCAGCCCAGGGUGGAGGAAGCUGUGGAGGCUAGGGCUGGAGACCAGAGCAGUGAGGGCACCCAGGACCCUGUAGUGGUGGUUGGAGCCCAGGAAAACCACUUCUUACCAGAAGGGGGAGACAACGGGCAGGCAUCCUCUACAGACAAAACUGAGCCUCAGAGAGUGGAAGUGGAUGAAGAGAAUACCACAGAAGUAGGAGUGAGGCGUGUGACGCGGGGCUUGAAUUACCAGGGGAUGCAGCAGGUGAUGGAUGUUGACCAGGAGAUACUGGACCAGAAGACAAAGCCCCCUGUGGUUGAUCACAACAAACUAAAGGAGCUGCUUCAGAGAGCGGUGUCUAAGACUGAGGGAUAUGAGGUCUAUCAACUGGAGAAGCUAUACGCCUUGUUAUGUCAGAGUAUCUACAGACAUCGCAAAGACCACGACAAGACUGCCCUGCUGAAGGAAAUGGAAAAUGAAAUUGAAGAUUUUUCAUAAUGAGUUUUAUAAAAUAAAGAUGUAGCUAGUCAUGGAUUGCACGUAUUUCCCGUUGUCUAAAUGUAUAAAGAACAAGUCUAGAACUAUAUUUUGAUAGAAAUAUACAGAUGUGUAUUUCCUAACAACUUGUAUACUGGUGCUUUUAUUUAAUUAAAGUGUUUUUUUACGA
Molecule: messenger RNA, 4652 nt
Organism: Oncorhynchus tshawytscha (Chinook salmon)
Lineage: Eukaryota; Metazoa; Chordata; Actinopteri; Salmoniformes; Salmonidae
Product: ATPase family AAA domain-containing protein 2-like
Exons: 28
Coding region: 158-4483 (1441 amino acids)
Biological process (GO): positive regulation of transcription by RNA polymerase II
Cellular component (GO): nucleus
Molecular function (GO): ATP binding; ATP hydrolysis activity; histone binding
Source: RefSeq, a predicted model, not a curated record